Molecule: messenger RNA, 1005 nt
Organism: Apis laboriosa (Himalayan honeybee)
Lineage: Eukaryota; Metazoa; Arthropoda; Insecta; Hymenoptera; Apidae
Product: apolipoprotein D-like
Exons: 5
Coding region: 85-897 (270 amino acids)
Molecular function (GO): pigment binding
Source: RefSeq, a predicted model, not a curated record
AGAGGGGAGUAUGUCUCAUAAAAUUCUUCUCCACUGUGCUACUGUUUACAGUACUAGUUCAGAGUCUGACAACAUCAUCUCACGAUGAAGAUAUUAUCUCUAGCAUUCUUACUAGGAUGUUUUGUUCUCGUCAAAACACACACAUAUCACGUGGGGCCUUGUCCCAUCGUAGAACCGAUGCAGGGAUUUCAAAUAAACAAAUUUUUAGGUAUAUGGUACGUAAUUCAGAAAACUUCCACUGCUAGCAAAUGUAUUACUUAUAAUUAUACUCGUGGAGAGGAACCGGGUGAAUACAUUUUAAAACAGGAUUCCGAUCAUCCAGUAUUAAGUCUUACGUCAUUGAAGCAUGAGUACCAUUACACUGGUGAAUUGACCGUACCGAAUCCGAGUACGCCGGCUCUAAUGAAAGUUCGUUUUCCUCUUAGUGUAGCUGGAAGUGCGUCGCAUGUAGUGUUCGCCACGGAUUACGACAAUUACGCGGGUAUUUUUACAUGUCAGAAGUUAACAUUUGCUCAUCGUCAAAGUGCAACAAUCCUUUCCAGAAAUCGGGAAUUGGAUAAGAUUUCUAUAGACAAUUUACGACAAAAAUUAUCUGAUUUUGGUGUGAAUCCCUUUGAUUUGAGCAUUAUUAGUCAAAUCAAAUGUUUACAUGGUAAUAAUUCAUUGGAUAUUACGGUGGAUCCAUCGACUUUCACAAGUCAAAAUAUUGGCAAUUUAGUUCGCAAAGCUGGAGAAAAAGUAGGCGAUGGAGUCGAAUGGGUAGCUAACAUGGGAAGUAAGGUUUAUCAUAAAUUGACCGGAAGUGAAGAGAAAAUCACGAGCAAACCAGAAGAAAAUACUGAAAAAAACUUAAUGAGGCAUUAUGAGGAAACAAAUGAAGUUGAAUGGAUCCCCUAGAUUCUUGAUUUUAAAAAGUUUAUUUAAUAUAUUUUGAUCCUAAGAAUUUUUCUCAGUUUUUUCAAUACUCAUUUUCUUGGAGAGAAUAAAUAUAAUUGUUAUAAAUAA